UUUGGUUGGGCUGUUUUGGAGGCUCCCUUCGAAAUAGUUUUCUUAUCAAUUAGCUUGGUACUUUCUGCGUAAUUUUUGAUUUACUAAAAAAAGCCAAAAUGUGUCAUUUUUGGUGGAAAAUUUUGGUUCCGAGUUUUCGCAAAUUAAGUUGCACCAUUUUAAUUCUGGUCAAGUUCUAAGCAAUUUUCGUUCUCUUCAUUUUUUGUCGAACUUUGCCCCAUUUUAAGAAAAUUGCGUUUGAAGUUUCAAAUUUCGUUGGUUUUGUCCGGAUUAUUUGAAUCAGCAUUGUAUGCAUAAUGACAACACAUUGUUUGCCUAUAGCAAAACUUAUUUCCUUUAAAGAUAAAACUUUACUGGCUGCCAUUUCUAUAACAGGUUAAAGUUUAUUGAGAAAAAAAUUUACCGAACAGUUUUUUUUUUGCUUAUUACUUUGAACUGUUCCAAGAAAUAAAUAAUGAUUAUUUCAAUUUUCAGCUCCUUUUUCAUUUUUCAAAAACUGUUUUCUUAAUCAUCAUUGAAUGAAGUGGCGUCUAGGCUGAUCAAUAGUUUAAUUGUCAUAAAUUCAAGAUCAAAAAAGCGUUUGUUCAUUUCACUAUUUAAUUUCGACGCACCCUUCAUCUUCUAUCUUAACAGUUGAUUUAGCCCCAUAACAAUGCCAAUUACCCUCAUUGGUCAAUUUCUAGUUCGUGUUUGAGGCUUUAUUGCUUUGUUAUAACUUUCCUUAAAUUUACAUUAAAUUUUCGCUUUGUUUGUUCUUGUAAUAAAUUAUUUAUUCGGUCACGCCUGAAAACUUAUUUGAAGUCAAUUCAUCCCUGUUUUUGCCCACCUUUUCAAAUAAUGUGUUGAGUAUCCCUUAUAAAAGCGAGUUUCCAUAGAAACCGCCCUCUACGCUUCUUUAUUACGCGUUAAAUUUCUAAAUAUAAAUAAUUUCGCUGGUUGGUUUUGAAAAAUAUUUUUGGGCGUUCAUGUCGGUAAAUCGGAAUGUUUUCAUUGAUAAGACAAUUUUCUGAUAAAUAGUUGGUUUCAACAAAAAAAACAUUUUGUCCAACUAUUGUCCAACUGUUUAGUUCGCACUUUUCACAAUCUUCUUUUCAAUUUAACUUCAAGAGAUUGGCUUAAAAAUUGAUUUAAAUAUUGAUAGCUGGGUAAUCUUAAUUUAUACACGAUGAAUGGGACAUUGGAACAUACAGAAUUCAGAGGAACCCCUAACGCCUGUUCUUCCACCGACGCGCCUCCAUUUUACUGGCUAAUCAGUCUUUCGUUGGGCGUGGCAGCAAUAGCUGGAAAUGGACUGGUCAUUCUAGCAAAUGUCAUGAAGAAAGUGAAACGCAAUCCCACUAAUUGCAUCAUCACUAAUUUGGCAUCUGUGGAUUUCCUGAGUGGUGUAUCUCUGAUCCUGUUCCAUACACUGCCCACUCUCUCAAAACCAGCGGGGAGGGGAGUGGGGGCUCAACUUUUCUGUCGUCUCUACUGUUCCGAUUACCCAUUGUGGGCACUCCUCAAUUCAUCCAUCUUCAAUCUUCUUCUGGUGACGGUUGACCGCUACCUGUGUGUGAUCCGACCCUUUUGCCACAAGGAUGUAUUCGGCAGACGGUCGGUGUUGACCACUUGUAUCAUCAUGACUUGGUUGCUGGGCAUGAUCUCCUGUUCCUACAUCAUCCUCUCCUGGGUCGUAUCCUCCGACCGAGAUGACAUGUGUGUGGUGGAUUUCUCCCUGCCCCCCUGGUUUUUCCUCUGGGGCGGAUUCUGGUCUCUCUUCGGAAUGCUACUCCUGCCUACCUUACUCAUGUUGAUUGCAUAUGCUCACAUAUCAUACACUCUGUCCCGGAUGCCGCCUCACUCGAAGGGUAGACGACUUCAGAAGAGGGUGACUGUGUCCUGUUUCGCAGUGUUGUCCGUCUUCUUCAUCUGCUGGCUCCCAGACCAGAUGUUCUUUUUCCUCUUCUCCCUCAACCUGCCCUCCCUCCCCCAACUAUCACUCGGCAGCUGGACCUACCAUCUGGUACUAAACCUGGGAUACGCAAACAGUUGCCUAAAUCCACUAUUGUAUGCUUUCUUCAAUCCAAAUUACAGACGAGUAUUCAAAAGUAUGUUGGGUCGCGGAACAGUAGCAGUGUCAACAGGACGAGUGAACUAGAUCGCCAGAUGGAGAAUCAAUGAGAACUCCAGUUCGAAGAAAGUGCAUGAGCAAUAAAGACUGCGUUUCAGAUGUGAAAGAGCGGACUGAUUUUCAUUUAAAUAUGUCUUGAUGAUUUUUUGUGUUUAUUCAAGAAAAAUCUUAAAAAUUG
Molecule: messenger RNA, 2288 nt
Organism: Symsagittifera roscoffensis
Lineage: Eukaryota; Metazoa; Xenacoelomorpha; Acoela; Convolutidae
Product: mu-type opioid receptor-like
Exons: 6
Coding region: 1166-2137 (323 amino acids)
Biological process (GO): G protein-coupled receptor signaling pathway
Cellular component (GO): membrane
Molecular function (GO): G protein-coupled receptor activity
Source: RefSeq, a predicted model, not a curated record